Messenger RNA from Oncorhynchus mykiss (rainbow trout), 921 nucleotides. NCBI's taxonomy places the organism in Eukaryota, Metazoa, Chordata, Actinopteri, Salmoniformes, Salmonidae. The record is from RefSeq and is a predicted model, not a curated record.
CAUUAUCCCCCUAUUUCCUGCCACUUUUCCCCUCUCAUAUUUCUCUCCUCCCCUUUUUCUCAGACCCUGCACUGCUAUGAUGGUGUAGCCCAGCACGCCAUCAAUGAGCCGAGUCCAACCUCGGUAAGGACCCAGAUGUCCCAGACGGGACACCUGAUCUAUUUGAGGGAGGAGAGGAGGAUGACCCCACCAUGUCCUUGCCCGACCUCGAUGACCGUCUCCCACCAGUCCCUCCACUCCACCGCCCACUCAACCCAUCCCAGGUACCUGUCGUCACACCCCCUGAUGACACUGCACCACCAGCUGCCAGUCAGGACCCAGGGGAUGAUGAGUACAUAGGACCUGAUGGGGUUAGUGGAUACCAGCACGUGGUCCUCCUGGCCACUAGUCAGCCACUGCCACCUCCACCCAGUCUGUCUUCCACCUCCCUCCCUAUAACGCCAGUCUUCCAAGACCUGCCUUUGACCUCCACUCCUCUUCCCCCUCCUGCUGGUGGACCCAAGGUUUCCAGGACCACCGAAUGGAGGAGGAGGAAGAAGCUGGAGUCUGGCAUUAAAGUCAGAGCGCACAAGCCAUACGAAGGCUAUAAGUGCUCUAAAUGUGGCAAGCCUAAAACUUCUGAGUUUGGACACAGUAUGUAUGGUUCUGUGAGAUUCUGUGCCGCUACCUCUGGUGGCCAAACUGUGGAGGAGUGACUGGCACUCAUGAGGACCCAGCAUGGUGCUAGCCAAGGCCAGUAAAAUCUGACUCGUGUGUACAUUGUAAAGUUGUUUUUGUACGUAUGUUCUUUGUAAAAAAAAAUGUACGACAUUCAUUGUUAAUCUCUUGUACAUUUAGUUAUUUUAAAAUCAUCUUAACUUGUACAGUAGGAUGGGUUGUUUCACACAUGACAUUCCCUGUGAAAUAAAUAAUUUAAUGCAA